GUUCUCUUUAUUUUAGUCGAGGAUGCAUAGAAGGUUGCUUCUGCAAAGAUGACAAUAUGGUGUUGAAGAACGGCCAAUGCGUACCCCAGUCCCAGUGCUCGGACCAAGUUGGGCAAGCCGUCCAAUUAUGUCCAGAUGAAGACCAGGAAUACCUUCCAUCGGGGAAAACCUGUGCCGCUCUGGAGGUUGGUGACCAACCAAGCGUGCCUGGUUGCUACUGCAAAGAUGGUCUCUAUUGGAACGAAUUUACCAAGAAGUGCGUGGUGAAAAAUGAGUGUGGAUGUGUCCACGAAGGAGAGUACUUCGAACAAAACGCUACCUCUCCAAUAGACUGUUCAUCCACAUGUAACGGUGCACGAGAAUGGGUACAAAAUCCAAACAUCGAACCUCUGCCUGAAUACGAAUGCGCCGCGUACGGUCAGGAUCAAUACCGUACAUUUGACGGCAAAUGGAUCAGCUUUGGUAGUGAGAAGUGCGAAUACCAACUCACGGAAAUAAAAAACACACGGAAUAAAAUUAGUGUGUCAAACGUGGAGUGCGUCGACUCACUGGAACUGCAAAUGUGUAAGAAAGUACUCAUUGAAACUAAAAGCGGGACUGUCGAACUUUUCCAAAAGACCGUACAGAUAACGUUAAAAGGUGGCAAAAUAGUGGAAUAUACCCCUGGAGAUUAUCCACAGCCGUGCAGCAGCAGUGCGCUAAACAACGUGGAGAUAUUCAGUAAGGGAUUAUUCAUGAUCGUACGCGUGUUCGACGAGUAUAAUCCAUUCUUGCCCUUGUAUGAGGUUAAAUACGACCACGGCAAUCGAGUGUUUAUCACGCCAAAUAUGAAGUACAAGGGAACAGAUGAGCUUGCUGGAAUAUGCGGUAAUUUCAACGAACUUGACAGCGACGAUUACAAUAAACGAGACGGAACCAUCGCCACUAAUGAUGGUGACCUUGGUGACGGUUGGACCAAUGAGUUGGGAUGUGGAGCCCCGCGAGAUACUGACUUCGAAACUGUUUGCGCAGAGCAUAAAGAUCGAGAAAACUGGGCGAAGAAAGGGUGUAAUAUGAUCAAUUCAGAGAAGAACUUCACCGUCUGCCACAGUGUUGUUCCUCCUGAUCCAUACUACGAGGCCUGUCUCCACGAAAGUUGUUUGUGUAGCAAAGGAGGCGACUGUGCAUGCUUCUGCGCAGCCGUGGCUUCUUACGUAAGAGCAUGUAAUCAGCAUGGAGUGUCUAUUCUCUGGCGUCGAGAAGGAUUUUGUGAAAUUCCUUGCUGCCGACCAUGUGCAAACAGCGGUGGGUACGAGGCAAACAUUACUAUCCCUUCAACUUGUGAGCAUGAAGGAAAAUGCGCUGCGAAUGACGAGAGGUGCUGUCGCGGUACCCGCGUAGAAGGUUGCUCUUGUCCGGCUGGAUCUUACUUCAAUGGAAAGAAAUGUGUUAACCAGACGAGUGAGUGUAACGUACCUUGCACCUCCACAACAGCCACUACCUCAUCUAUGUCAAGCACAAGUUCUUCAACUAUUACGACGUCGUCGUCAAUCUCAUCAAGCGUUACAACUUCAAGUUCUGUGUCGUCAUCGUCUUCAGCUUCGUCGUCAUCAAGUGUUUCAACACCAACUACAAUAAGUGUGUCAACAUCAAGUUCUGUUUCAACAUCGUCAUCGCUAUCGACGUCAUCGAGUGUCUCAACUUCAUCAAGUGUGUCAACUUCAAGUUCUGUGUCGACAUCAUCGUCAAUAUCAACAUCAUCAAGUGUGUCCACUUCAUCGAGGUUGUCUACUUCAAGUUCUGUGUCGACGUCAUCGUCAAUAUCAACAUCAUCAAGUGUGUCCACUUCGUCAAGUGUGUCUACUUCAAGCUCUUUGUCGACAUCAUCGUCAAUAUCGACAUCAUCAAGUGUGUCUACGUCAUCAAGUGUGUCUACCUCAAGUUCUGUGUCGACAUCAUCGUCAAUAUCAACAUCAUCAAGUUUGUCCACUUCAUCGAGUUUGUCGACAUCAAGUUCUAUUUCAACAUCGUCGUCGGUAUCGACAUCAUCAAGUGUAUCGACACCAACCACGACUAGUCUAUCAACAGCAACUACGUCAAGUGUCUCAACAUCAAGUUCUGUUUCGACAUCAUCGUCAAUAUCAACAUCAUCAAGUGUGUCAACUUCAUCAAGCGUGUCAACAUCAAGUUCUAUUUCAACAUCGUCGUCGGUAUCGACGUCAUCGAGUGUUUCGACGCCCACUACGACUAGUUUUUCAACAGCAACUAGUUCAUUAUCAACAUCGAGUCCAACUUUCUCCACGUAUACAACAGAAUCAACAAUUUCUACUUCGACAACAGUUCCUACCACCACAUUCACAUCAAUAAGUACAAGUAUAUCCUCGUCGAGUGUUAAGUCCACAACGUCAGUUUCAACGUCGUCGAGUGUGUCAACUUCAAGUUCUGCUUUAUCAACAUCGUCGUCAUCGUCGACAAGUGAAGGACGCCAGACAGUGACUCGGCAAUCAACGAGAUUCACUACCCCUCCUGUGAUUACAUCGACGAGAUCAAUAAUUAUCACUUUAACCAGCAGUACAUCAACAUCAUCCAGUGUGUCAACGUCAAGUGUCUCAACUUCAAGUUCGUUGUCGACAUCGUCGUCGCUAUCGACAUCAUCAAGCGUAUCCACACCCACCACGACAAGUCUCUCAACAGCAACUACGUCAAGUGUGUCCACGUCAAGUUCUGUUUCGACAUCAUCGUCAAUAUCAACGUCAUCGAGUGUGUCAACUUCGUCAAGUGUGUCAACUUCAAGUUCUGUGUCGACAUCAUCGUCAAUAUCGACGUCAUCAAGUGUGUCCACUUCAUCAAGUGUGUCGACAUCGUCGUCAAUAUCAACAUCAUCAAGUGUGUCCACUUCAUCAAGCGUGUCGACAUCAAGUUCUGUUUCAACAUCGUCGUCGGUAUCGACAUCAUCGAGUGUUUCGACACCCACGACGACCAGUUUGUCAACAGCGACUACGUCUAGUGUGUCAACCUCAAGUUCUGUGUCGACAUCGUCGUCAAUAUCAACAUCAUCAAGUGUGUCCACUUCAUCAAGUGUGUCAACCUCAAGUUCUGUGUCGACAUCGUCGUCAAUAUCAACAUCAUCAAGUGUGUCCACUUCAUCAAGUGUGUCCACAUCAAGUUCUGUGUCGACGUCAUCGUCAAUAUCAACAUCAUUAAGUGUGUCCACUUCAUCAAGUGUGUCUACUUCAAGUUCUAUCUCAACAUCAUCGUCACUUUCAACAUCGUCCUCGAUAUCGACUUCAUCGAGUGUGUCAACUUCAUCAAGUAUCUCCACUUCAAGUUCCGUGUCUUCUUCAUCCAGCGUGUCAACUUCAUCAAGCUUGUCGACUUCGUCAAGUGCAUCAACCACGUCAAGUGCGUCGUCAUAUUCAACAGCCACCACGUCACUUUCCACUUCAUCAAGUCUCACCACAAGCUAUAGUACUUCAAUUAGUACUACUAUUACUCCUACAUCCGCCUCGUCGUCGACGCCAGUAUCAAGCAGCUCGGUUUGUCCGAUUUGCAAAUACACAAACACAUUGAACGAGACUGAGUACUACCACGAGGGUGAUGUUUGGACGGACGGGCCAUGUAUUACAGCUUAUUGUAAAGUGGUUUAUAAUGACUGCUUCAAUAACAAUAAAACCGCUCAAAUAGAGAAGGACAAGAUAGUCUGCUCUGAAUGUCCACCGGGAUUUAUUCGACCUCCUCCACAACCGGACGUCUGCUGCCCAAUGUGUGAGCCAAUAGAAUCAGAGAUAGCGAAGCCACCAAAAGAAGGAGAGGUCUGCAAGCUGCACACAAACGACGCACCGGAGUUUGUGAAGACUGGGGACAAAUGCAUUUCGAAACACAAGUACAGAGUCACCUCCUGCCGUGGCAAUUGCGAUUCCAGGUCGGUUGCUGUGACUGGUGAAAGCCUGUAUGAUGCCGAUUGCACAUGCUGUCAACCCGCUGUCUAUCAGACAAUAGACAUUCCUGUGGUCUGCGACGGCCAAGAAAGAAUUGCCAAGUUCACUAACAUCACUAUGUGCAAAUGCGAGAAGUUCGAAUGCCAGGCAGGUCCGUCACAUGACAAACAGGUCCAAAUUAACGGAGAGGGUAUUGUCGUGGAUAACUCCAUGAAGAAAAAGCGGCGUCGGCGUGCACUUUCGCGCUUGUUUGCGCUUCCUCCGUAGCGGAUUAAAAAAAGAGAGAGAGGUGUACAAGUAUAUGGAUAGUUUAGAAAAGAAAUUAUAAGUCUUGGACGGGAAAGAAGAAUAUAUUAUUACAGAAAUAUACCUGGAACAUGACUUCGGGAAUGGGGGAAAGUUUACGAUAUUGAGUGUAAACAGUAAAAGGGAUUGCACGAAUUGAAAUAAACUUUAUUGAAGGGGACUAAAA
Messenger RNA from Orbicella faveolata, 4389 nucleotides. RefSeq lists its product as uncharacterized. Lineage: Eukaryota; Metazoa; Cnidaria; Anthozoa; Scleractinia; Merulinidae. The record is from RefSeq and is a predicted model, not a curated record.